Branchiostoma belcheri (Belcher's lancelet) is the source of this 590-nucleotide messenger RNA. RefSeq names its product actin cytoskeleton-regulatory complex protein pan-1-like. The record is from RefSeq and is a predicted model, not a curated record. The transcript is spliced from 5 exons. The coding region runs from base 18 to 590 and encodes 190 amino acids. Lineage: Eukaryota; Metazoa; Chordata; Leptocardii; Amphioxiformes; Branchiostomatidae.
GAGAGCUCUUCCGCAUCAUGCAGCAGAACAAAGAACACUCCAAGGACUUCUGCAAGAAGCGUUCUGAACAGUUGUUAGACCCGAUAAGGAAACGUGUGGAGUCACCUCCCACAUACGAUGAGUAUGACUCCAGCCAGUUGAGAAUUGAACUCGACCAUGCACGCCAGCGGUACGAGGAGCUGGCACGUGGUCCGGAGAAGGGGGCUGUUCUCCAGGAGAUGACCCAAAACUGUGAGCAGCUUGAGGCUGGCUUUAAGAGGCUUGAGGAACAUCACAAGAAGCUGAUGCGGGAAAAGCAGAAGAGGAGACAGGCAGAGCUCCGAGCUGGGGAGAGGGAGAGUCAACUCCAGCAGCUGCGCAGCCAGGCACAGGACAUGCCGCAAGCCCACCUGGAAAUUCUGCAGAAAAUGGAGGAGGAACACAGAAAGAUGAUGGAGGAGAUAGCACUGGAGCAGCUAGACAUGGCAGGGAUCAACAGCAAAGGUCAGCAAAGGGUCAAGGUCAGGGCAAAGGUCGCAAGCCACGCCCAGUUCGAAAGCCAGUCAUUUCAAAGGUCAGGUCAGAGGUCACAGAAAUUAGAAGAGAAGUAG